CCUUUAUAGAGAUUAAUGGAAGAUAUUACUUCAACGAUUCCGAAACGACUAACUAUUGUCCUUGUGACAGUAAGGAAGAAAUGCGAUUACAUAGAAUGCAUCAUGUAGAUAAAAUGAUUUGGGGAAGUCUUCAAUCUUCUCCUGUUACGGAACAAUUAUCAUUGGGUGCCAAAGUUCUUGACGUCGGGUGUGGCGGAGGAGUAUGGGUUAUGAACACGGCCUCGGACAAUCCUCUCUCAACGGUUAUUGGAGUAGACAUUGCUCCAAUGUUUCCUAAAAACAGUUUACCCAAUACAGCAUUUCUCAAAUGUAAUGUCCUCGAUGGAUUACCGUUUCCGGACUGCACGUUCGAUUUU
This is a messenger RNA of Paraglomus brasilianum, 356 nucleotides long. The record is from the annotation of a GenBank genome assembly. Lineage: Eukaryota; Fungi; Glomeromycota; Glomeromycetes; Paraglomerales; Paraglomeraceae.